Messenger RNA from Cherax quadricarinatus, 1302 nucleotides. The record is from RefSeq and is a predicted model, not a curated record. Lineage: Eukaryota; Metazoa; Arthropoda; Malacostraca; Decapoda; Parastacidae.
CGCAGUUUUGGUGGCCCUGAGUAACCCAAACAACAACAAGUCCACAAGACUUCCAGGGACAAAGUCUCGAGACUUCAUUUCUUGGCUCAGGGAACAGUGGGCACCACCCUAGACAUUGAUUGCUUGUAGCUCUGGUAGAGUCUCUCUCCAGGCGAGGUUGCUGGUUUUGUCUAAAACUCAAAAGACAGCUGAUCAUGAGGGUAACAGAUGUGAGGCUUAGGCUGAACAUUGGUGCCCAGUUCAGAGCCUUGUGGUUGCUGAAAAGCAGGAGGCGGAUUUCUGAUACUGGAGCUGAAGCAAUCCUGACUGCUAGAGGAGUGCCUGUUGUAGAUCCUCGAGAGAUUCUGUCACCUGCAUAUCCUCGCAUAAUUGAAGUGGUUGAUCCUCCACCUCAACCAAGCGUUUUGCAGGAUUGGAAAACAGAGGUGAAAGACACUCCUUGUCAUGUGUUUAACAAGAGGUUCUCCCCACUGAUAGGCAUGCCCCAAGUUCAGUGUCUCACAAACUCUGUUGUCCAGUCUUCAUUGCCAAAAUCUGUACUAGAUUGUGCUACUAAAAUCACAGAGGAGGAAGAUAAGAAAGUGAAAGAGGCCAUCUUCCAUGCACACUUACUUGAUUCAUUUCAAGCUAAAUUACCAAAGGUAAUAAAUAUGGACAGACCAGGGUGGAAUGAAAGGCGGGAGUAUGGCAUACCAUUUGGACGAAAGCAUAAAACUCUGACAUACCAGCUUCUGCUUCUCCUUGACCAACAAGUACCUGGAGCACUGGAGAGACAACUUGUUGAAGACACCUUAACACAAGUCACAUUGAAACACUCAGACAGCCUGAUGCAGAUAAAUCACGAAGCAGCUUUCAUCGUGUCAUCUCUGACCCCAUUGCCCCAGCUUGCAGAUAAUGCAGAAAUAAAAUCUUUACAAGAGGAGACACUGCCAGACAUAUAUCCUCUCUCUCCACUUGUAAACUGCAGAGCAUUCAACACCUAUUGUUUGAAGGAUUCCUAUGAUUGUUGGUAGCAACUUGGAGAAACCAGUGGUAUUGCAGGUGGUGCACAUGCACAGGCAAUACUUCCACAUGGGUGUGUUUCAGCUCAACACAUUAAACCUCACUGGAACAACAAAAAAUAUUUUCUGGACCCAGCCCUGGGAGCCACUCUUCAGUAAGUGUUGCUUCCAGGCAGCACAGCCUGUGCUUGAGGGCUAUAAUCCUAGGGUCUUUGAACUUCUCAAAGGGCUGCAUGCACAGUGUUAAUGCUAUUAUGUAUGAGUUUUGACUGAAUGUAAAAUAUACUGUACUGUAUCUAAA